AUGCCGGGGCGGAAGGACGGCAGCCGUGAGAGGUCGAGCGCGUGCAGGCGGGGCGAGGAGAGGCGGAGGAGAGCGCGCAAGGGCGGGGCGGUGAAGAGGCGGGAGGUGGUGCCGUGGAGGGCGAGGGAGGCGAGCGCCGGGUUGGCUUGGACCAGCGCUAAGAGGGCAUGGCUGGAGACCCAGGGGCUGUCGUGGAGGGCGAGUGAGGCGAGGGAAGGACGCGAGGGGCGCGAGGCAGGACUGGAGCUUGGCGGAGCGGAGGGUGAGCGACUUGAGGGAGUGGCAGAGGAGGAGGAGGAGGAGGAGGAGGAGGAGGAGGAGGAGGAGGAGGAGGAGGAGGAGGAGGAGGAGGAGGAGGAGGAGGAGGAGGAGGAGGAGGAGGAGGAGGAGGAGGAGGAGGAGGAGGAGGAGGAGGCGAGGGAGGAGAGGGUGGAGGGAAGGGGGUUCCAGAGUGUGAGGGAGGUGAGGGAGGAGCAGCGCGUGAGGGGGUUUAGUUUCGAGGCAGUGAUGAGGAGAGCGAAGGAGUGA
Messenger RNA from Closterium sp. Yama58-4, 528 nucleotides. The record is from the annotation of a GenBank genome assembly. NCBI's taxonomy places the organism in Eukaryota, Viridiplantae, Streptophyta, Zygnematophyceae, Desmidiales, Closteriaceae.